This is a messenger RNA of Rhodotorula graminis WP1, 1081 nucleotides long. RefSeq lists its product as uncharacterized. Gene Ontology annotation, cellular component: mitochondrion. NCBI's taxonomy places the organism in Eukaryota, Fungi, Basidiomycota, Microbotryomycetes, Sporidiobolales, Sporidiobolaceae. The coding region runs from base 31 to 960 and encodes 309 amino acids. The transcript has 8 exons. The record is from RefSeq and is a predicted model, not a curated record.
CCUGCGUCGACCCGCACAGCCUCUGUCGACAUGCCCCUGGCCCGCAACCCUCGCGUCUUCGUCUCGGGCGGCUCUCGAGGUAUCGGCCUCGCCAUUGCCCUCAAGCUCGCUCGCGACCGGGGCGCACAAGUCACCAUCGCCGCCAAGACUGCCGAGCCGCAUCCGAAGCUUCCCGGGACCAUCUACACGGCGGCCAAGGCCAUCGAGGAGGCCGGUGGAACGGCUCUUCCGCUCGUCGUCGACAUCCGCCAGGCCGACCAGGUCGAAAAGGCCAUCGAGGAGACGGCGAGCAAGUUUGGCGGCAUCGACCUCGUCAUCAACAACGCGUCGGCCAUCUCGCUCACCGACUCGCAGAGCACGAGCGUCAAGACGUUCGACCUCAUGCACGCCAUCAACGGUCGCGGCACCUUCCUCGUCUCCAAGCUCGCCAUCCCGCACCUCCUCGACUCGGCGUCGCAAGGCCGCAACCCGCACAUCCUCACGCUCGCGCCGCCCUUACGCGGCAACCUCGAGCCGACCAUGCUCGGGCCCAGCACGGCGUACGCCAUGGCCAAAUUCGGGAUGAGCCUGGCGUCAGUCGGGCUCGCGGGUGAGCUUCGAGGCAAGGUCGGCGUCAACGCGCUGUGGCCCUUGACCUACAUCUCGACCGAGGCGAUCCGCAUGCUCAUCGGGAGCGAGGGGCGUGACAAGAACGCGCGCCACCCGGCCAUCGUCGCCGACGCAGCGUUCGCCAUGCUCGAAGAGGAGGGCUCGAGCUACAGCGGCAAUUUCGAGAUUGACGAGCUCGUCCUGCGGCACCUGCGAGGCCUCACCACGCCGGACCUGCAGCGCUACUCGCCGACGCCCGACACGCCCUUCUCCGACCUGCACGAGGACCUGUUCAUCCCGCAGUGGGUCCGCGACGAGGUGGCGCGCUUGCGGGGCGAGCGGGACGAGGACGACGGCGAGGCGCGAGGGUAGAGCAGGGAGCGGGUCGAGCGGGGCUCGAGCGCGGCGAGGCAGGCAGGACGUCUCUCGGCGGCUUUCGAGCGAAUUCCUCGACAAUGUACAGCUGGAAGUGAAAACCCAAGAUUGCCCAUUU